AUGUUGUGGGAAAAACAAGGUGGACUGGGAGUUUUCUCUGCUGUUAAUUGGAAUCUGGCUUCAGCUAUGAGGAGCAUAUGGUAUAUUCAUGUUAACAAGGAAAUUUUAUGGGUGAAAUGGAUUCAUGGGAAUUACUUAAAGCAUUGGGAUGUAUGGCAUGUCAAAGCCGAAAAAGGGGACUCUUGGAUGUGGAAGCAGCUUCUCAAGAGUAGGGAUAAAGCUUUUAAUGAAGUUGGAGGGAUUGGCAACCUGAUACACAUGCUUAGUACUUGUUAUAAAAGCUCUAAAAUCCAGUUAUCAGCAGUUUACACUACAUUCUCCCCUGUUUCACAAAAUGUUCCCUGGUUUAACAUAGUGUGGGGGAAGUUGAAUUAUCCCAAGCACUCAUUUGUGUUGUGGCUGGCGGUGCAGAACAGGUUGCAAACACAAGACAGAUUGAUGAGGAGAGGAAUCAUCAAUGCAAAUUCAUGCCUCCUGUGUGCAGGUACAGGAAAUGAGAACAACAAUCACUGA
Messenger RNA from Asparagus officinalis (garden asparagus), 513 nucleotides. RefSeq lists its product as uncharacterized. NCBI's taxonomy places the organism in Eukaryota, Viridiplantae, Streptophyta, Magnoliopsida, Asparagales, Asparagaceae. The record is from RefSeq and is a predicted model, not a curated record. The transcript has a single exon. The coding region runs from base 1 to 513 and encodes 170 amino acids.